This is a messenger RNA of Crotalus tigris (Tiger rattlesnake), 6690 nucleotides long. It is a transcript of the gene MADD, whose product is annotated as MAP kinase activating death domain. Lineage: Eukaryota; Metazoa; Chordata; Lepidosauria; Squamata; Viperidae. The transcript is spliced from 39 exons. The record is from RefSeq and is a predicted model, not a curated record. Gene Ontology annotation, cellular component: cytosol. Gene Ontology annotation, biological process: regulation of Rab protein signal transduction; regulation of apoptotic process. Gene Ontology annotation, molecular function: guanyl-nucleotide exchange factor activity. The coding region runs from base 291 to 5348 and encodes 1685 amino acids.
GAACAGGCCGCGCUUAAUGGCUGCAGGAAGCGUAGCGAGGCCGGCUGCCAUCGCCCUCUCUGUGACAUAUGCGGCGGAGGGCUGAGGACGGCCAGGAAGGACGGCUAGUGUUAGACCAGUGUGAACAUUUUGGCUAAUCAAUCACUGUCAACAUCUUCAACUUUUGCAUAUUCUCAGUGAAUGUUCAUGUCGCAAUUUCCAGAGGCAUUCUCUUUAGCACACGUACUGGAUAUUAGAUGGACCAAUGACAAAGGAAUUCAUUGAGAUGACAUAGUCUAGGAAGCGAGACCAUGGUGCAAAAGAAGAAGAGCUGUCCUCGCUUACUUGAUUACCUUGUGAUUAUUGGAGCCAGGCAACCAAGCAGUGAUAGUGUGGCACAGACACCUGAACUACUGCGCCGUUACCCCCUGGAAGACCACACUGAUUUCCCACUGCCUCCAGAUGUAGUCUUUUUCUGCCAGCCAGAAGGAUGCUUAAGCGUGCGGCAGAAGCGGAUGAGCUUGAGAGAUGAUACUUCCUUUGUCUUCAUGCUCACAGAUAAAGAUACAGGCAUCAUCCGCUAUGGGAUAUGCGUUAACUUCUAUCGGUCCUUCCAGAAGCGUAUUUCCAAGGAGAAGGGUGAAGGUAGUGGUGGACAUCGUGUCCGAGAUGGACAGAAGGCACCCAAAUCUGGGGAUGCUUCCACUGUGCAAGAAGAAAGAGCUAAUGAAAGUUUAGAGAGCGGUGUCUCUCUGAAGCCACAGAGCACAGAGUCAGUUCCUGAUACAAACCGUUCCCCUCGGAGUAAACCAUCAGCAAAAGGCACUCAUCGUUCUCGUAACAGUACCUUGACCUCCCUCUGCAUUCUUAGUCACUAUCCCUUUUUUUCUACCUUUCGUGAAUGUCUGUACACUCUGAAGAAGCUGGUGGACUGCUGCAGUGAGAGGCUCUUAGGCAAGAAGCUUGCAAUCCCUCGAGGAGUGCAGAGGGACACCAUGUGGCGGAUUUUCACAGGCUCACUGCUUGUGGAGGAGAAAUCUAGUGCUUUGUUACAUGAUUUGCGUGAAACCGAGGCUUGGAUUUAUCGACUUCUUCGCUCACCUGUGCCAGUUGCUGGACAGAAGCGUGUGGAUGUGGAAGUCUUACCUCAUGAAUUGCAGCCAGCUUUGACGUUUGCCCUCCCUGACCCUUCCCGCUUUUCUCUGGUGGAUUUCCCUUUGCAUUUGCCCUUGGAGCUGCUAGGUGUGGAUACCUGCUUGCAAGUACUCUCCUGCAUUCUUCUGGAACAUAAGGUAGUACUGCAGUCUCGCGAUUACAAUGCUCUAUCCAUGUCUGUGAUGGCAUUUGUGUCCAUGAUCUAUCCAUUGGAAUACAUGUUCCCUGUGAUUCCUCUCCUUCCUACCUGCAUGGCUUCUGCAGAACAGCUACUUCUAGCCCCAACACCUUAUAUUAUUGGAGUCCCAGCAAGCUUCUUCCUUUAUAAAUUAGAUUUUAAAAUGCCAGAUGAUGUAUGGCUGGUGGAUCUAGACACCAACAAGGUCAUUGUUCCUACAAAUGCUGAAUUACUGCCUGCUUUGCCAGAACCAGAAGUUUUAGAACUGAAAAAGCAUCUGAAGCAGACUCUGAUUAGCAUGUCUGCAAUCAUUCGGCAACAACUGCUCACGCCUGAAAAAAAGGCUUUGGCCAGCAUGAGUUUGAAUACCCAGCCUAUUCUUAACUUAGAAAAGUUUCAUGAAAGUCAAGAAAUCCCAGUGCUUCUGGGAAGACCGCAGAAUGACCCGCAAUCUACACCGUCCACAGAGUUCAACCCAUUAAUCUAUGGCAAUGAUGUAGAUUCAGUGGAUGUGGCCACUAGGGUUGCUAUGGUGAGAUUCUUCAAUUCACCAAAUGUUUUACAAGGAUUCCAGAUGCAUACCCGCACACUUCGUCUCUUCCCCCGGCCUGUGGUUGCAUUUCAGGUCAAUUCCUUUUUAGCUUCACGACCAAAACAGACACCCUUUGCAGAAAAAUUGUCCAAGACACAGGCAGUAGAAUACUUUGGGGAGUGGUCUCUCAAUCCCACUAAUUAUGCUUUCCAAAGAAUCCACAACAAUAUGUUUGACCCAGCUCUGAUUGGUGAUAAGCCAAAGUGGUAUGCUCAUCAGCUGCAGCCAAUCCAUUAUCGUGUUUAUGACAGCAAUUCUCAGCUAGCUGAAUCAAUGAAUGUCCCAGCUGAUAGAGAAACAGAUUCAGAUCCGACUGAUGAUAGUGGGAGUGAUAGUGUGGACUAUGACUCCAGCUCUUCUUAUUCAUCCCUUGGUGACUUUGUUAGUGAAAUGAUGAAAUGUGAUAUCAAUGGUGAUACUCCAAAUGUGGACCCACUAACUCAUGCAGCUUUGGGUGAUGCAAGUGAAGUGGAGUUUGAUGAUUUCCAGGAGUACUCAGCAGAUAUGGAUGAACAGGCUCCAGACAGUGAGAAUUCCCAAGAUAAUAACCAACCUCGGUCAAGUUCAAGCACUACAGCCAGCAGUAGUCCUAGCACUGUUAUCCAUGGGGUGAAUCAUGAAUCAGCUGAUUCAGCAGAAGUAGAAGAGAAGAUGAUAGCUGGAUUUUCAAAUCACCUUUCCAGCUUGCCUUUACAGCCAAAUUUUCCCAAGGUGACUGUGGAUCAUCAUGAAAGCGAGAGUCCUUCAUUCAGCUUGAGCUCCGCAGAAGGAAUGGUGAAGAAACGAGAGUAUGAUAAUCCAUACUUUGAACCACAGUAUGGAUUCCCAGCAGAAGAGGAGGAAGAUGAGCAGGAAGAAAGUUAUACUCCAAAGUUCAAUCAGAAUCUCAAUGGCAAUAGGCCUCCAAAACUUUUGCGUCCCAAUAGUUUAAAGCUGGGUAAUGACUCUGAUGCAGAAUCGGAUUCGCAUGCCAGUUCCCCAAAUUCUACAGUCUCCAACAACAGCAGUGAAGGUUUUGGGGGUAUUAUGUCUUUUGCCAGUAGCCUGUACAAAAACCACAGCACAAGCUUUAGUCUCUCCAAUUUAGCACUUCCAACCAAAGCUGUGAGAGACAAAACCACUCCAUUUCCUAGUCUAAAAGUAUUUGGGCUAAAUACUAUAAUGGAGAUUAUUACUGAAGCUGGGCCAGUAAGCAAUGAAGGAAACAGGCGAGCACUGGUCGAUCAGAAGUCUUCUGUUAUAAAGCACAGCCCAACAGUGAAAAGGGAAUCUCCUUCACCACAAGGACGAACCAGUAAUUCCAGUGAAAAUCAGCAGUUCUUGAAAGAGGUGGUGCACAAUGUCCUAGAUGGACAAGGAAUUGGUUGGUUAAACAUGAAGAAAGUACGUCGUCUCUUGGAAAGUGAGCAACUCCGUAUGUUUGUAUUAAGUAAGCUUAAUCGCACUAUCCAGUCAGAGGAGGAUGCUCGACAGGAUCUUGUCCAGGAUGUGGAGAUUAACCGAAAGGUUUACAAAGGAAUGCUGGAUUUACUAAAAUGUACAGUAUCAAGCCUUGAGCAGUCAUAUGCAAAUGCUGGACUUGGAGGCAUGGCAAGUGUAUUUGGCUUGCUAGAAAUAGUUCACACUCAUUACUAUAACAAAGAGCCUGAAAAAAGAAAGCGAAGCCCAACAGAUGGAGCAAUCACUCCGGUUGGCAAAGAUCCUAUUUUAGCCAGGAGGGUGGAACCGAAACCCAAGGUGCAACUACAAGUACCUCAGCUCAUGCCAAGGGCACCAGGCCUUUCAGGGAAAGGGCCAAGGGAAUUUGACACAAGGAGUUUAAAGGAGGAAAAUUUUGUAGCUUCUAUUGAAUUGUGGAACAAGCACCAGGAAGUGACAAAACAAAAAGCUUUGGAAAAACUGAGGUCAGAAGGUACAAAACACUUUUUUGACUUGGGAGAGACAGAUGAAAAGAAAUCCCAGAUUAGUGCUAACAGUGGUCUAAGCUUAACCUCUAGCUCUCAGAAGAGUGAUCUGGAUUCUGUGGCAAGUGUGGGGCCUGCUGUUAUGAUCCGAAGCACCAGCCAAGAUUCUGAAGUUAGCACAGUGGUGAGCAACAGUUCUGGAGAAACGCUUGGAGCAGAUAGUGACCUAAGCAGCAAUGCUGGCGAUGGCCUUGGUGGAGAGAUUAGUGGAAAUUUAACAGGAUCACGAGGCACUGUCUCAGACAGUGAAAUUGAAACAAAUUCUGCUACCAGUGCUAUAUUUGGCAAAUCUCAGAGUAUGAAAAAAGCAAUAAAAGAUAAUAAAUGCAGCAGCCCUGGAAGAGUUCCAGAAGAUGCAAGUCAACGAGUUUAUCUCUUUGAGGGUCUACUUGGGAGGGAUAAAGGAUCUGUCUGGGACCAGUUAGAGGAUGCUGCCAUGGAAACCUUCUCUAUGAGUAAAGAGCGUUCAACUCUGUGGGAUCAGAUGCAGUUCUGGGAAGAUGCUUUUCUGGAUGCUGUGAUGUUAGAAAGAGAAGGGAUGGGAAUGGAUCAGGGGCCUCAAGAGAUGAUUGACAGAUAUUUUUCUUUAGGAGAACAUGACCGAAAACGUUUAGAAGAUGAUGAAGACCGUUUGUUGGCUACUUUGCUUCACAAUAUGAUUGCAUACAUGAUUAUGAUGAAGGUGCAGAAGAAUGAUAUUAGGAAGAAAGUACGCCGUUUGAUGGGGAAAUCUCAUAUUGGCUUGGUUCAUAGUCAAGAAAUAAAUGAAACACUUGACAAAAUUGCCAACAUAUCUGGCAGGGAGCUCCCCAUCCGACCAAGUGGCAGUAGACAUAUUAAGAAACAAACAUUUGUUGUACAUGCUGGCACAGAUACAACAGGGGACAUAUUCUUCAUGGAGGUAUGCGAUGACUGCAUUGUGUUGAGAAGCAACAUUGGCACUGUGUAUGAACGUUGGUGGUACGAAAAAUUGAUUAAUAUGACAUACUGCCCCAAAACAAAGGUGCUUUGUCUUUGGAGAAGGAAUGGACAGGAAACACAGCUAAAUAAGUUCUACACUAAAAAGUGCCGGGAAUUAUAUUAUUGUGUAAAAGAUAGUAUGGAAAGAGCAGCUGCAAGACAACAGAGCAUAAAGCCAGGGCCUGAACUUGGUGGGGAAUUUCCCGUACAGGAUAUGAAAACUGGUGAAGGAGGCCUUCUCCAAGUCACACUGGAAGGAAUUAAUUUGAAAUUCAUGCAUAGUCAGGAGCGGAAGGUUUUCAUAGAGCUGAAUCACAUUAAAAAGUGCAAUACAGUGCGUGGCGUCUUUGUCCUGGAAGAAUUUGUUCCUGAAACUAAAGAAGUGGUGAGCCACAAGUACAAGACACCAAUGGCUCAUGAGAUCUGCUAUUCGGUAUUGUGUCUCUUCUCCUAUGUGGCAGCAGUGCGUGGGAAAGAGGUAGAAGGCAAAAGCAAACCACCUCGUCCGGUGUCCAGCUGAUCAACGUUAUUGUUGGGAAAGGCAUUGCCAUGCAAUUGUCUCCUUUCUUUUGCAGUUAUACAGGCUCACACGAAAACUGUUUGUAUAUGGCCCCAUUCAUUUGAGUAUAUUAGUCUGCAAAUCCACUUUAUGGAAAUCAAACUUUCAUAAGCAUAUUCAGGCCUGUGCUUAAGGUAUUCUUCUAAGCAGUUGCAUUCUGUUUAUCACUUUCUCUUUUGCAUCUAGUUUGUCGAGAUGGCUCACAUGACAUUCCCUUACUUUUAUUGGCAGUUAUAUAUGAUAACUGCCAAUUGAUAAGCAUAUGUCUUCUGUUUCAGAUUUUUUAUUAUGUGCAUUGUGCAAGCCACUGACUCUUGCUUGGAUCACCCACUGGUGCUGUUGUUCAGAUGCUUACUUUUAUUUCCUUUCUUGCUUUCCAUGCUUAAGUUGUCAUUAGAGAAUCCUGGCCAAUAUCCCUUUUGUAGACUUCUUCAACCCUAACCCCAUCAAGGGUUGGAAUAUAUGUAUAUUUUCUGUCAUUGUGUCAUCAAAGGAAUGGCUAAAGAUCAUAAUGCAGGAGUGAUUAAAUAGUGAUCUAAUGAUCAGCAUGCAUGUACUGUACAUACUAUUUUAAACAGAAGACAACAAUUUUGCUGACAUUCCAGUUCAGUUCACUAGUAUAUACUCAUAGACAUAAAUAGAUUUCUUUAUGAUAAGUGUAUAGAAUUAAAUGAGGACAGGAGAAAAGCCACCAAAACCAAGACAGUAUGAUUGGCUUGAAUGUAUGAGAUAUUCAUGUGAAGCCUGAGUGUGUGCAAUGUACUGUUAGAGACACAUCCAGUUAUUUAAAAGUUGUAAGCAUGCACAAAUGUAUCAGUAGCGCUGUAUCUUCUCAUUUUAUGUCUCCCUUUAGCCACGGCUUUUGUCAGUCUAUUAAUGUUUAUUUUAAAAAAGCAAAAAAAAAAUGUCACUGUGUAAUGAAUUUUCCUUUUCUGGUAAAUUUCCAUUUGACAAUUAUUGAGUAGGAUGAAAAAUAAAUGAAUUGUCUUUCUACUUUUCAUGGACUACACUGGAUUCUAAUGCAAAAAUACACCAAGGUACUUGAAGGAGAAAAUUUACAAUAGGGAAGAAACUGCAGAACAUCUGGCAGACUUCUCUGGCUGAUGUUAAAGUACCACAGAAGUGAUAACAUUUCUUGGUAACAUGCUUUUAGGAAUGUUCAGCUUGUUCUGCACAGUUUAAUCUGUAUGACUGCACUAUAAAGGGUGGGAGGGGGGAAGAAAUGUACAUAUUUCAGUACCACAUAUAUUUAUAGAAAAGUGUACAGUUGUCUGAAUGUUAAAAUAAAAUGCAAUUAAACCAC